AAUCGUUCCCACACACUAUCACCCAAACAUACAGAAAUUACCUUUCCCUCGAAUUUCUUCGCAUUUCUCGACGUUUCAAGGGUCAUGAGUAAAAAAAAAACAAAACCCGUAAAAAUCUGAGGGGUCUUUUUUACCGGAUCGCCGAAAUUAAUGUGCGUAUUUCGGGUGGAUUAUUAUUAAAAUUGGUCCUUUUCGGUAGGAAAGAUUUUAAAUUCUAAACGAGGAUUUAGACAGAAGGAACGAUUAGCUUUUAAACUCUCCGUAGAGUGAGGAAAUUGCGCUUUAUUCGCCAUUUUCUGUUGGAGGAAAACUAGCGGAACGAAAAUAAUUUAUCAUGCACGAAUCUUUACAAUUAUACAAAGUUCUGUCGUCAGUACUUUUCCUGCACGCAACGGUGGUCAAACGCUUAUCCAAGUAAUAACAAUUCGUCAAUUUUCUAGUUUCUGAGGGAAAUCUAUAUAAAUGGGAAUUAAGCACUAAAUACUUCAGAAUUUGACCGACAAAAAGUCUCUUAAUAUAGUAUUUAAGCAUUUGUUUUGAUUUCGACAUCCAGAGUCGAGGAAAACACGACUUUAAACGCGUUGUCUAGACGUAUUUUGAAGACUAUCGUAGCGAAUAAAGCGCUAUUUCUCGCCGUGCGGCGAGUUUCCGAAUUAAUUUUUGCAUAAUUAUCUUACGAAAUCGCUACGUGGAAUGAGUUAUCGCUAAUCGGUCUCAAUAUAUGAGGUAUUUAAAGGUGGGUGAGGAGACAUGUCUUCGAACAAACAAAGCUGCAUUCAUACGAUUCGUGAUUUGCAGUUCGAAGUGGUCCAACUUGAAGACACUUACGACAUCGUCAGAGAAAUAGGCGAAGGCGAUUACGGUAAGGUGGUCUUGGCGCGUCAUCGUCCUACCAGAGCGGAAGUGGCACUGAAAGGGGUGCCGAAGUCCAUGACCACGUUCAGAGAUUUCUUGAUCGAGUUCCAUUACAGUUACUUCCUGUCCCCUCACCGCAGCAUCUUGGACACGUACGACGUGUCUUUCGAGACGAGCGAAUAUUAUUAUUUCGCCCAAGAAGUGGCACCGCACGGCGAUCUGCUGCAGGCCAUCGAAGAGAACGGAGGCAUGGAGGAGAAAGAUCUGAAAAUCGUAGUGAAACAAAUAUGCUCCGCUCUGGAAUUCAUGCACAGCAAAGAGCUAGUCCAUCGCGACAUGAGGGCGGAGAACGUGUUGCUCUUCACACCGGACUUUACGCGCGUUAAACUGACAGAUUUCGGUCUGACGAGAAGAGCGGGAACACUAGUCAAGAAGCGCACGAGAUCUCUUCCCACGUGUCCUCCAGAAAUUUGGGAAACCGUCCACUUAGAGGGUUAUCACGUGGAAGUGGGAUCCGACGUGUGGCAAAUGGCCAUGAUGAUAUUCAUAGCUCUGUCUUGCAAAUUUCCCUGGGACAAAGCGGACAUCACCGAUCCUCGGUUUACGGAAUUCGUCCAGUGGCAAAAGAGGAAAUCGACGAGAAUUCCCAAAGACUUUAAGAAAUUCAGUCAGAGAUUGCUGAGGAUGUUCAGAAGGAUGAUGGAUCCCAAACCUUCCAAGCGAUAUCCCAUUACGGAAGUUAACAAAUAUCUAAACGACAGGUGGUUGAUAGCCAGCAUCCAGAGAGGAGCCAUGAAAUUAGAGUAUCCGUCUUUGGAUCCACCUAAAGAACAGGAGGACGCUAAAGACGUUAAAGAACAGAGAGUACAAGAAUGGAUCGUCAGUUCGAAUUCUUAAAAAUACAAAAGAAAACUCUUUUAAGCACAAUAAUUGCACUCGACCGUUUGAAGAAACUGUCUCGACGCACAUAAAUCGAAAAAAAAAAUUCUAAAAUGCAAAAAAAAAACCGGCUCCGGCUUCUUAGCAGCUUUGUUUUUUUUCCUUGAAAUUCGUCUAAAAAAAUACAAAGUUGGGUUUUAAAAAAUUAUCACAGACGAAGGAUGCGGGUUGGCCUAUAAAUUCUUUUGUGUUUUAUUUCAAGUUUUAACAGAAGGAAACUGCUAGCCACGGAUACUUUUUGUGUAAACGUAAGAUUAUAUUUUUGAGCUCACACGACAAUCAUUGAUGAUUUCUCUUAAACAAUGGUGUGUAAAAGUUAACACCAAAUCAUCUUUAAUAAAAUUUUGAGUGUAUAUUUA
Molecule: messenger RNA, 2153 nt
Organism: Centruroides sculpturatus (bark scorpion)
Lineage: Eukaryota; Metazoa; Arthropoda; Arachnida; Scorpiones; Buthidae
Product: serine/threonine-protein kinase SBK1-like
Exons: 2
Coding region: 751-1752 (333 amino acids)
Biological process (GO): peptidyl-threonine phosphorylation; peptidyl-serine phosphorylation
Molecular function (GO): ATP binding; protein serine/threonine kinase activity
Source: RefSeq, a predicted model, not a curated record